This is a messenger RNA of Paraglomus occultum, 1182 nucleotides long. The record is from the annotation of a GenBank genome assembly. NCBI's taxonomy places the organism in Eukaryota, Fungi, Glomeromycota, Glomeromycetes, Paraglomerales, Paraglomeraceae.
AUGGUACACACCGUCACCGCAUGUCUAUGUCUAUGCAAUAUUCCGUUAUCGAUAGGGCUGUUAAUAUGGAAAUUACAUAACAAGCCUGGAAGUCGAUUAUUCACUGUAAACGGAUUUCUGGCAAUGGAAGGUUUUUUGUUCACUCAGAUAUUCUUUAACGCAUCUCGCGUAGCCAUUUCUGUGAUCCUGCUUUAUAACUUGCUCGAUUCGCAAUGGAUCGCACGCUCAAUGAUGGAUUAUAUAUCCUGGUACCUUGGGUCAGUCGCAGUGGCUACAUAUCUUGCUGGAGUACUACGAACGAUCCCUCGGAUGCACUUUUACCGCCAAUCCCCAUCUCACAAACUCUCUCUCCAUCUCCCCACUAUCCGUGCUGUAAUGGUCGCUUACGUCAUCUUCGUCGUCGCCGCUUUGGUUUUUAAUAUAGUCACAGCCUCGCUAACUGGAUAUUUUCUUACGGAAAAACAAAAUCUGGAGUCAUCAUCUUCUGGACAAAGCAACGUAGACAAAUAUCUAUCCAUAUUAUAUGCCAUUCAAUAUGGAGCAUGUGGUAUCUUUGUGUUAUUAAUCGCUAUAGCGUAUAUUAUAUACGGAAACAAACUGACAGAAAUCGCGAGCGAGGGAAGUUACUUGUUGAAAGCUAUGAGUCGGGCAAGCGGAGCUGAUAAGAAAAAGAAAGGAUGGACAUUUAGUGAGUUUGGUCCUCGUGGAAAGGAAUUGGAAGCAAAACAUCGUACACUAAAAUUGAGUGUUUUGAAGAUGAAAUUCCUCCACAUUAUAUUUGUAAUCAGCCUUCUCUUAUUGGGUUCGCUUCUCAUAAGCUUUGCCUGUUUCCACGAACGCAUCAUAAACAACCUUUCAGUCAGUAAAAUCUACGCCAGCGGCGGUAUUAUGACAGUAUUCAUUCUCAACACUAUGGUGCUAGUCGUCAUAGCUUGCGGUUGUUUUAAUGCAAAGAUAAAACCAAAACAAGAUGUCGUAACGGAUGUCAUCACAACGGAUUUAACAUCCCCAGCACCGGCUUCACAAUCGCACAUUAGAAACGGAUCUGCAGGUUCAGAGUCUCAGUUGUUGAGAUCCCCACCGCCAAUCGUUACAUCGCCAUUAGGGAGGUCGUCGGUUACAUGGACAGAAAGUAGUGAUCACGAUAUUGUUAAUAUAGAAGAUAUUAGUAAGGAUUGUUGA